UUUAAAAAUUAUUUUAAUUAGCAAUAAGGAUACUAUAAAAACAGGUAGCCAUAGAAAAUAAUUUUAGAUCCAGUGGUAAGUUAGUUAAGUUGAAAUUAAACUAAACAAAAAGAGCUGGACCUGUUUUCUUCCUUCAGAUUGGACACUCCAAAGAAUUGACUUUUGCCUUUAUACAGCACCUGACACAAUAAGGUUCCAUUCUUGAUUGAUUGGUCAUUUGGCGUAAUUCAGUAAAUGCAAUAAUUAGUAGUGGUAUGUUCCAGAACUGCUUGUGAGUUGUUCUCUUCCCAUAUCAAACCUCAGAUAUAAAAUCUGGUGACUUGAGAUGGAAUCAUGUAAGGAAGGAAUACACACAAUCAUGUAAGGAAGGAGAUAUCCAAGGUACCAAGCCAAAUUAAUCUGUUGGCUUGCUUUUUCUUUUAUUUUAGGAUGACUGUGAAAAGCUGGCUAACUUCCUGGAAAAUGCCUUCCACAAAUACCGGUCUCCUCCCUUGUGAGUCACUUUGCUGCAGUCCGGGACAGCAGGGUCUCCUGUGCCACAGGGACAGGCAGCACACCAGACGAGAAGGCUGCAGGGCUUCUGACUGAACUUCCUCCAGUGGGACUGACCAGACCACUCGCUCCAGACUGAAUCUUUGCAGUCCAUGAGACGUGUAUGCCUUAGCUGUGGUGUGGAAAGACAACAGCAAGUGGAGGAGUAACCAGCAAAUAGGGGACGGCCUGUGCACGAGUAUGUGCUCUGGCCCCCACUCAUGCAGCAGUAAGCCAGAGGGAGUUGUGAGGCAUGAGGGAGUGCGGUAGCACUUCUUCAACCCCUUGCUGAUGUUAUUUGUGAAGAUACAAAGCUGCUGCAAGACUUCCCCAAACUGAUAAAUUUGCCUCUGGGAAUUAUAAGCUUUUCUCACUGCAGGUCCCAAAGCUAUUUUUUUUCCUCUUUGCCAGUUGGUGAUACAUGCAGAAGAGAGGAGAGGAGCAGGAUUGGAAAGCUCUGGUGCAGUUUCCAAUCUGCCACAUUCUGUUCUUUAUAUCCAGUUAUUCCUGUUUUGAUUUCUCCAGCACAGAUAAAACACUGUGAUGCCUUGUAAUUAGAAUUGCACACUUUGGUAUAAGCUGAAGAGUGGACUUUGUGAGCUGGACUUGACACGGCAGACGAUUCCAGAAAUCCAAAUCUACCAGCUGGAUCCUAACAUGUCAAAAACGUGGAAACGCCACUGGUGCUGAACAAACCCUUGUCAUUCUCCUGUUUGUCUUAGGCCUUCCAAAAUCUCAUGACAUCUUAAGGGGGAAACCCCUGGUGUCUCUUCCUCCUCUGUUUCUCCUAGAGUAUUUGUAACUUCUGUCAUUAGUGUGGAGAAAGGGGCAAUCUUAGCUGCAGUGCAUGUCAGGCUCAAUUGGUGAAAAUUGCAAACAGGAAUUAUUUGUGUAGCAAGAGCUAUGCAGUGCUGCUCCAUGCUGUUCACGUUGUGCCGUAUGGUGCCAGCAGCCUCACGCUGUGCUGUGCUGGUGUGCUGUGCUGUGCUGUGCCAGGUCCUCCGUGCCUGCAUUACGCUUUGCAGUGUUGCACCAACUGUAUUACACUGGGCUGGGUUUGCCAUGCUACGAUGCUACGCUGAGCUGUCAAAUUAUGCUGUUUUCCCAUUUGUGCUGCGUUGUGCCAACUUUACAGAAACUGACAAAUCAAUAAAGCCAUUGAAAGCAGCUUAUCUCAUCAGAGGAGCUGAUCCACUGAGCAAAACACUCAAUAAUUUCUUAGUCACUCUUACAGUUAAGAAGAGUAAAAAAGCUUCCUUGUGUUCAACAGACUUAUCCACAGAAUCAGGUAAAUUGGGUAGAGGAGGAAUCCAGUAGAGAAACAUCAUUCAGCUGCAUGAUUCAAAAAUUGCUCCUUCUCCAGAACAAGCUUGCACUUGCUUUUGCAAACUGAGAAAUUCCUUCCUAUACCAGUUACUCCAUUUCCCUGAUGAGCUCAUUAGCUCUUCUUUAACACAUUUCACCCGGUUUAAUUGUUUCUUUUAACAUUGUUACCACUCAGUUUGAGUGAUGGUUCCCCCUCCUACUGGCCAUGAUGCACUCAGCAGUUAAGAGUUCGUUAACCAGCUAUUGUUGGAUGUUUUGAAUACAUGACGGGCUGUAGACAUAGAAUCACAGAAGAGGCGAGGUUGGUAGGGACCACUCAAGAUCCCAGGAGGUCCCUUCCGCCCUCAGCGGUCUUCCAGCCCAAAGCCCCUUGCUCGAGCUGGGUCACCCAGGGCCAUGUCCAGUCAGGUUGGAGUAUCGCCACGGAUAGAGACACCACAGCUUCUCUCAGCAAGCUGUGCCAGUGUUCAGCCAGCCUCACUGAAGAAAAGCGUCCUCCUGUGUUCAAAUGGAAUUUCCCAUUUUUCAGUUUGGGCCCAUUGUCUCUUGUCCUGACACUGGGAUCUGCUGAGAAGGGCAUAGCUCCAUCUUCUUCAGCCUCUAAUCAGGCAUUUGUAUGCAUUGAUGAGCCACUGCAAGCCUCUCCAGGCUGAGCAGCCCCUGCUCUCCGCCUCUCCUACAACAGAUGCUUCAGUCCCUUCCCCAUCUUGGUGACCCUGCACCAGACUCACUCCAGUAAGUCCAUCUCUUUCUUGUCCCUGGGAGCCCAGCAUGGGGUCCAGCACUCCAGAUGUGGCCUCGCCAGCACUGAGCAGAGGAAGGACCUUCCCUCAGCCAGCUAGCAAGGCUUUCCCUGGUGCAGCCCAGGAUACCAUUGGCCUUCUCUGCUGUAAGAACACAUUGCAAGAGCACGUUCUAGAACACAAGUCCUGUGAGGAGCGACUGAGGGAACUGGGGGUGUUUAGUCUGGAGAAGAGGAGGCUCAGGGGAGACCUUAUUGCUCUCUGCAACUGCCUGAAAGGAAGGUGUGGGGAGCUGGGGGUCGGCCUCUUCUCACAGGUAACCAGUGAUAGGCCUAGAGGGAAUGGCCUCAAGUUGUGCCAGGGGAGGUUUAGGUCGGAAAUUAGGAGACAUUUCUUCUCAGAAAGAGCAGUCAGGCAUUGGGACGGGUUGCCCAGGGAGGUGGUGGAGUCACCGUCCCUGGGGGUGUUCAAGGGAAGGUUGGACGUGGUGCUUAGGGACAGGGUUUAGUGGGUGACAUUGGUGGUAGGGGGACAGUUGGACCAGAUGAUCCUGGAGGGCUUUUCCAACCUUAAUGAUUCUGUGAUUCUGUGAUUGCUGGCUCACAGUCAGCUUGGUGUCCAGCACGAUGUGCAUGGCCUUCUUUGCAAAACUGGCACCAUCACAAGAAUGGAAAUCCUGCCCUCACAUUUGCAAGUCAGACAAGAAAGAUGUGUCCUCAGACACAGCUGGUCAAGUCUGAUCAGCUAAUUACGGUUGUAAUUCUUGCCCAUGUUAUAGUUGUGGUACUGCACAUCUUUUAGUAGAAUAUCUAGUCUUUAAAGAUUGCAUAAUGUAGGAAUCCACUGUGUCUCAAUAAUUAAUGUUUUCCAGUGGUUAACGGCAGUCACUUAAAUUCGGAUUAGAAAUAUGGUUCACGUUUUUAUGUUCAAAUUCAGACAUUGUACCUUUAUCUGCUAGAUAAAGGAACUUUUGCAGUGCAAGAUUUAUCAUGUUAAGAGUACUUAGAUAUUAAGUCAUCCUUCAGAGGCUUUUGGUGAGCUUUAUUGUUUUUAGCUUUCUAAAUCUUUUAUCAGUCAGAUAGACUUUUGGAACCUGUAAACUUCUCAGAGCUUUUUCCCUAGCCUUCUAUCUUGUUUGUAGCACGGCCAGCAGGCCAGGUCAUUCUCACGGCCCUUUAAAUAAUUAAGUGCAGAGCGUAACAACACAUCUGUUCCUUGCUGAGGGGAUUCUUCCUUUGAAAAAUAGCCUCCUCUAGAGGCAGUGUCUUUUUGGGGCCCUUUUUAUUUCAGCGGCAUUUCCGUCCCGUGACAGAGAUCAUCUGCUCUCGGCCGUUUGACCUCGCCUUUGCCCGUGUAUUUUAAUUUGCAUGUAAGAGACUGGAGCCACCUGAAAAGAGCAGAGCACACGGGAAGGGCUGCGCACAGAUUCAGGCACCGGGACUACAGCAGUUCGGUAGCUCUCAGUUUGUGCGUUCAGCUAACGCCGAUCUCCCAACACCUGGCGCUCCGGCCUCGCAGCUCCGCGGCCCGUGGCACCAACGCGGGCCCUCUCGUGACGGGCGGGACUCAGCUCCUGGCGCCUCCGGUGCGUGCAGGCGCCACCUUCGUCCCGAGCAGCGCCAGUCCCGCUGCCGGCGGCACCAACAGCUCCUCGGCACGCCGAGCAGGAGGAUCGCUGGUGCGGCAGCGGCCCGGGCAGACACCUCACCGGCCCCCCCGCGGCGCUGCAGCCCCCGGGACGCGGCACGAAGCGGCAGCGGGCGGGGCGGGGCUCGGCUCCGUGACAGGGACGGGGCCCUGACGGGACCCGCCGCCAACCCCGCCGCCCCGCCCCUGGUCACGCCGCUACCCGAAACUCUCGCGAGACGUCCUCCCGCCGCUUGCCUGAGGAGCGCUCGCGAGAGCUCGCCGUUCCGCGCGCGCCCUGAAGUUCUCGCGAGAGCGCCGCGCUCCGUGCCGACGGGGUGGACAAGAUGGCGGCCACGACCACCAUCUCCCUGGGUACAGAGUCCAUUAAGAUGGAAAAUGGACAAAGCACAGCAGCUAAGCUGGGGCUUCCUCCCCUCACACCAGAACAGCAGGAAGCUCUCCAGAAAGCAAAGAAGUAUGCGAUGGAGCAGAGUAUCAAGAGUGUGCUGGUGAAGCAAACCAUCGCCCACCAGCAACAGCAACUCACCAACCUGCAGAUGGCAGCAGUGACAAUGGGCUUUGGAGAUCCUCUCUCACCUUUACAAUCGAUGGCAGCUCAGAGGCAGCGCGCCUUGGCCAUCAUGUGUCGCGUUUAUGUGGGCUCCAUAUACUAUGAACUUGGAGAAGAUACCAUUCGCCAGGCCUUUGCCCCAUUUGGACCUAUAAAAAGCAUUGAUAUGUCCUGGGACUCGGUUACGAUGAAGCAUAAGGGUUUUGCUUUUGUGGAAUAUGAGGUGCCUGAAGCUGCUCAGCUGGCCUUGGAGCAGAUGAAUUCUGUCAUGUUGGGAGGAAGAAAUAUAAAGGUGGGGAGACCUAGUAAUAUAGGUCAGGCACAACCAAUUAUAGACCAGCUAGCAGAAGAGGCACGGGCUUUCAACCGCAUCUAUGUGGCCUCUGUUCAUCAGGACCUUUCAGAUGAUGACAUCAAGAGUGUGUUUGAGGCCUUUGGAAAGAUCAAAUCCUGCACGCUAGCCAGAGAUCCCACGACAGGAAAACACAAAGGCUAUGGUUUCAUUGAAUAUGAGAAAGCACAGUCUUCUCAAGAUGCAGUUUCCUCUAUGAACCUCUUUGACCUUGGGGGUCAAUAUCUCCGAGUUGGUAAAGCUGUGACUCCUCCAAUGCCGCUCCUGACACCUGCUACGCCAGGGGGAUUACCUCCAGCAGCAGCUGUUGCUGCAGCAGCUGCGACAGCAAAGAUUACAGCACAGGAAGCAGUGGCAGGAGCUGCAGUUCUUGGCACUUUGGCUACCCCUGGGCUAGUAUCUCCAGCACUGACUCUUGCCCAGCCAUUAGGGGCAUUGCCACAGGCUGUAAUGGCAGCGCAGGCACCAGGAGUAAUUACAGGUGUAACCCCUGCCCGACCUCCAAUUCCUGUCACUAUCCCCCAAGUGGGAGUUGUGAAUCCUAUCCUGGCCAGUCCCCCAGCGUUGGGCCUGAUGGAGGUCAAAAAGGAAAAGGAAGAGGAGGAGGUAUUCCAGGAGUCAGAGAGGCCAGAGAUGCUAAGUGAACAGGAACACAUGAGCAUAUCUGGCAGCAGUGCCCGUCAUAUGGUGAUGCAGAAAUUGCUUCGUAAACAGGAGUCCACUGUGAUGGUGCUUCGCAACAUGGUGGAUCCAAAGGACAUUGAUGAUGACCUAGAGGGAGAAGUGACAGAAGAGUGUGGCAAAUUCGGGGCUGUAAACAGGGUCAUCAUCUACCAGGAGAAGCAGGGAGAAGAGGAGGAUGCUGAGAUCAUUGUCAAGAUAUUUGUGGAGUUCUCCAUGGCCUCAGAGACUCACAAAGCCAUUCAGGCUUUGAAUGGGCGCUGGUUUGCAGGAAGAAAAGUGGUGGCAGAGGUGUAUGACCAGGAGAGAUUUGAUAACAGUGACCUGUCAGCAUGAACUCUACUUGGAGGACUUCACCCCUACCCCUUCUGCCUGUCUGUUUUUUUAGCCAUGUGUAAAGAAUGCUCCAGGGUGGGCGCAGAUCUCUGUGAUGUACUUGUAGUUUGGAUAAAAGCGCAAAGAAA
Messenger RNA from Cygnus atratus (black swan), 6297 nucleotides. RefSeq names its product poly(U) binding splicing factor 60 (gene PUF60). NCBI's taxonomy places the organism in Eukaryota, Metazoa, Chordata, Aves, Anseriformes, Anatidae. Gene Ontology annotation, molecular function: RNA binding. The record is from RefSeq and is a predicted model, not a curated record. Bases 4574 to 6169 code for a protein of 531 amino acids. The transcript is spliced from 11 exons. Gene Ontology annotation, cellular component: precatalytic spliceosome; catalytic step 2 spliceosome. Gene Ontology annotation, biological process: alternative mRNA splicing, via spliceosome; regulation of alternative mRNA splicing, via spliceosome; mRNA splice site recognition.